Molecule: messenger RNA, 852 nt
Organism: Penicillium arizonense
Lineage: Eukaryota; Fungi; Ascomycota; Eurotiomycetes; Eurotiales; Aspergillaceae
Exons: 3
Coding region: 1-852 (283 amino acids)
Biological process (GO): nuclear-transcribed mRNA catabolic process, nonsense-mediated decay
Cellular component (GO): telomerase holoenzyme complex
Molecular function (GO): telomerase RNA binding; protein binding; telomeric repeat DNA binding
Source: RefSeq, a predicted model, not a curated record
AUGUCUGAUCGGAUGUGGCGGUAUGGGAUCCAUUCGUUGUUGGAGAUCCUACAACGGAACCUCCCAGAGACUUCGAAGCACAUGCUCUGCUUCAUCGAAAUGGUCUCAUUGGUUCUAAAGCGGUUAGUUCUGUCGAAUUCAGCACUUGGGGACUCAUUGUUCGAACAACUGGGUGAUGUGGCACGAUAUGGUAUGUUUGCGGCAAAGAUGGAUAGCAGACAUUGGAAAUUUAUGUCGCAGUAUUGGUACCAAAAGGCUGCGGACCGACAUCCUGGUAGCGGAAAAUUCCAACAUCAUGUUGCGGUUUUGUCACAAUCUGAUCCCCUUCGGACACUCUUUUAUCUUACCAAAGCAUUGAUCAGCGUGCAGCCAUUUCCAGACACUCGGGUGACAUUUGGCCGUUUCUUCAAUGACUGGGCUAAUUCGGCACCUCGAAAAAUCACCAUGACCACUUCCUUCAUCGCUGCGCAUUGUGUGCUACUUGCUGGUGACUCUAUUCAGCGGUUUAUGACUUUGACAAAUGACUUCUUGUCUCUCUUACCAUUGUACUUGCAACACCAUGGUCACCAAGGACAACACACAGCGUAUAUCAUGUCCUGCAAUUUGGCGUCUGUAUUUAAUUACGGCGAUCCUGCAUUCAUGGCUAUGGUAUCCUCUCAAAGCCGGAGUGGGCAUACUCCCCAGACAAAUCAACUGGGUCUAGCCAACCAGAAGCAAGCAUAUGGAGUCCAUUUAACUUUUCAAACACUCUCGGUUCUUCUUCAGUAUGGUAACAGCCACAACUCCGUCCCAGCAAUCCAUAUCUCUCUAGCUUUCCUCUGUGCGGUCGUUGGAUAUCUUACAUCCCAAUGA